This is a messenger RNA of Caenorhabditis briggsae, 783 nucleotides long. Bases 1 to 783 code for a protein of 260 amino acids. The record is from RefSeq and is a predicted model, not a curated record. Lineage: Eukaryota; Metazoa; Nematoda; Chromadorea; Rhabditida; Rhabditidae. The transcript is spliced from 5 exons.
AUGGGCUCCAGAAGACAACAAGCUCCGCCCACUUCGUCAGAAGCUCCUCCUCCGGCUGGUAUUGCGCCAUCUUAUGAGCUCAGACCGAAUCGACAAAUGGCACACCCUCCAGUCGGUCGCCGGCACUCUUUCGAAGAUUUCGCAAAUUUGGAUACAGUAAUCGCCGAAAUGCUACAGAAUAUCUCAGAAAUGACACAGGUUUUGCAGAAUGUUGGGAGCGAGGGUCCAUGCACAUCCACAUCAUCCAUUGAACAAUCUGUUUACCUAUCUUCCACAUUUGAAAAUAUCCAACCGAUGAUGGUGGCGUUGAGCCAGAAAGUUCAGCAGGGAUUGGAGAUUUUCCGUCCACCAACACCCCCAUCCUCCUCAUUGCUUAGAGUCACCGCCGAGAAGCUUGAAGAAAUUGGCGAAUUCACACUAACCGAGAGAAUUCGAGAGAAUCCACAAGCGCUGACAAUUGCCACGUGGCAGAAUAUGAAUUCAACGUUCCGAGUGUUCUCAUUGGCUGAUCGUCAAGUCAUGGGAUAUCUUCGUCAUCUGAAAUCUCAGGUUCCAUCAGCGAUGCCAAUUUUCCCAAGACAUUUGGAUUCUGGUAAUACGUUUAUUGCUCUCGGUGAGCAUGGAGCUUACUUUUUCGGAGAGGAAUUUAUAUGCCGAGCACCAAUGCCGAACGGAGCACAGCAAAGACGACAGAAUCCGGCAGAGCAGCAAAACGAAAUGGACACCGGCUCUGACGUCUUCUGGUAUGAGGCUUCCGACACCGAUGAUGAAACUACCGAUUGA